UGGCUGGCGGCGGGAGAUUCAAACUUGCAAAAGGAGAAACAUGGAGGAGAGAGGAGCGGGCCCCGGCAGGGCGGUCUAUGAACGCCUCACAGCUGAGGAGAUGGACGAGCAGAGGCGGCAGAACGUUGCCUAUCAGUACCUGUGCCGGCUGGAGGAAGCCAAACGCUGGAUGGAGGCCUGCCUGAAGGAGGAGCUUCCUUCCCCCGUGGAGCUAGAGGAGAGUCUCCGGAAUGGAGUGCUGCUGGCCAAGCUGGGCCACUGUUUUGCACCCUCUGUGGUCCCCUUGAAGAAGAUCUAUGACAUGGAGCAGCUGCGGUACCAGGCAACUGGCUUGCACUUCCGUCACACAGACAACAUUAAUUUUUGGCUCUCUGCGAUAGCCCACAUCGGUCUGCCUUCGACCUUCUUCCCGGAGACCACGGACAUCUACGACAAGAAGAACAUGCCUCGAGUGGUCUAUUGCAUCCAUGCACUCAGUCUCUUCCUCUUCCGGCUAGGCUUGGCCCCUCAGAUACAUGAUCUAUACGGGAAAGUGAAGUUCACAGCUGAGGAACUCAGCAACAUGGCCUCGGAGCUGGCCAAAUAUGGCCUUCAGCUGCCUGCCUUCAGCAAAAUCGGGGGCAUCCUGGCCAAUGAGCUCUCAGUGGAUGAGGCUGCAGUCCAUGCAGCUAUUCUUGCCAUCAAUGAGGCAGUGGAGCGGGGAGUGGUUGAGGACACUCUGGCUGCCUUGCAGAAUCCCAGUGCUCUGCUGGGGAAUCUUCGAGAGCCUCUGGCAGCCAUCUACCAGGAGCUGUUGGCCCAGGCCAAGAUGGAGAAGGCUGCAAAUGCCAGGAACUGUUAUUUGCAGGAUGAUGGAAAAAACCAGGACAUCUAUGACUGCUACCUAACUCAGGCUGAAAUCCAGGGCAACAUCAACCAUGUCAAUGUCCAUGGGGCUCUAGAAGCUGUUGAUGAUGCUUUGGAAAGACAGAGCCCUGAGGCCUUGCUUAAGGCCCUUCAAGACCCUGCCCUGGCCUUGCGAGGGGUGAGGAGUGAUUUUGCCAACUGGUACCUGGAACAGCUGAGCUCGGACAGAGAGCAGAAAGCACAGGAGCUAGGCCUAGUGGAGCUCCUGGAAAAGGUGGAGAUUCAAGCUGGUGUGGCUGCUGCCAACAUGAAGGGUGAUCAGGAACAAGCCAUGCUCCAGGCUGUGCGGAGGAUCAACAAAGCCAUCCAGAAGGGAAUGGCAGCUGACACAGUGAAGGAGCUGAUGUGCCCUGAAGCCCAGCUGCCUCCUGUGUACCCCUUUGCCUCGACUGUGUACCAGCAGGAGCUAGCAGUACUCCAGCAGCAGCAGGGGGAGCUUGGUCAGGAGGAGCUCUUUGUGGCCGUGGAGAUGUUGUCAGCUGUGGUCCUGAUUAACCAGGCCCUGGAGGCCCGUGAUGCCAGUGGCUUCUGGAGCAGCCUGGUGAACCCUGCCACGGGCCUGGCCGAGGUGGAAGGAGAGAAUGCUCAUCGUUACUUUGAUGCUCUGGUAAAGCUGCGACAGGUGCAAGGAGUGGAUGGGGCCUUCUUGAGCUGGAAUGACCUGCAGGCCACUGUGAGCCAGGUCAACGCCCAGGUCCAGGAAGAGACCAAUCAGGUCUUUGCGGUCAGCCUCAUCAAUGAGGCUCUGAACCAAGACAGCCCUGAGAAGACCCUAUUUGCCCUGUUGCUUCCCUCGGCUGGCCUGGACAAUGUCAACCUUCCUGUUGCCCCUCGGUACCAUCUUCUCCUCGUGGCAGCCAAAAGGCAGAAGGCCCAGAGGACAGGAGAUCCUGGAGCUGUGCUGUGGCUGGAAGAGAUCCGCCAGGAAGUGGCUAGAGCCAACCAGGACACAGACGCAGCUCAGAGAAUGGCUCUUGGUGUGGCUGCCAUCAAUCAGGCCAUCAAGGAGGGCAAAGCAGCCCAGACAGAGCGGGUGUUGAGGAAUCCCGCUGUGGGCCUCCGAGGGGUGGUUCCUGACCUUGCCGAUGGCUACCAGCGGGUCCUGGAAGAUGCCAUGGCAAAGAAGAGGCGCGCAGGGGACACAGCUUUCUGGGUUCAACAUGACAUGAAGGAUGGCACUGCCUACUACUUCCAUCUACAGACCUUCCAGGGUACCUGGGAACGACCCCUUGGCUGCCACCUCAACACCUCCCACCUGACUCGUGAGGAGAUCCAGGCAGCCGUCACCAAGGUUGCUGCUGCCCAUGACCGCCAACAGCUCUGGAAGGCCAACGUUGGCUUUGUCGUCCAACUCCAGGCCUGUCUCCGUGGCUUCCUGGUUCGGCAGAAGUUUGCUGAGCAUUCGCACUUUCUGAGGACCUGGCUCCCAGCAGUCAUCAAGAUCCAGGCCCAUUGGCGGGGUUACAGACAACGGAAGCUUUACUUGGAACGGCUGCAGUAUUUAAAAGCAAACGUAGAUGCUGUAAUCAAGAUUCAAGCUUGGGCCCGGAUGUGGGCUGCUCGAAGGCAAUACCAGAGGCGACUGGGCUACUUCCAGAAGAAUGUUGACUCUGUCAUUAAGAUCCAGGCGUUUUUCCGAGCCAGGAAAGCCCGAGAUGACUACAGGAGGUUAGUCCAUACGCCCCAUCCCCCUCUCAGCGUGGUAUGCAGAUUUGUCCACCUCUUGAAUCAAAGCCAGCAGGACUUCUUGGCUGAGGCAGAGCUGCUAAAGCUACAAGAAGAGGUGGUCAGAAAGAUCCGGUCCAACCAGCAGCUGGAGCAGGACCUCAACCUCCUGGACAUCAAGAUUGGCCUGCUGGUGAAGAACCGGAUCACCCUGCAGGAGGUAGUCUCCCACUGCAAGAAGCUGACCAAGAAGAAUAAGGAACAGCUGUCGGAUAUGAUGGUUCUGGACAAGCAGAAGGGACUGAAGUCGCUGAGCAAAGAGAAACGGCAGAAACUAGAAGCUUACCAACACCUCUUUUACCUGCUCCAGACUCAACCCAUCUACCUGGCCAAGCUGAUCUUUCUGAUGCCACAGAACAAAACCACCAAGUUCAUGGAGUCGGUGAUUUUCGGCCUCUACAACUAUGCCUCCAACCGCCGUGAGGCCUAUCUCCUGCUCCAGCUGUUCAAGACAGCACUCCAGGAGGAAAUCAAGUCAAAGGUGGAACAGCCCCAGGACAUGGUGACAGGCAACCCAACUGUGGUGAGGCUGGUGGUGAGAUUCUACCGUAAUGGGCGUGGCCAGAGUGCCCUGAUGGAGAUCCUGGGCAAGGUUGUCCAGGACGUGCUGGAGGACAAGAUGCUGAGCAUCCACACAGACCCUGUUCACAUCUACAAGAGCUGGAUCAACCAGACGGAGGCCCAGACGGGGAAGCGCAGCCACCUCCCCUACAACGUCACCUCGGAGCAGGCCUUGAGCCACUCUGAGGUCCAGAGACGACUGGACAUCUCCCUUCGCACCCUCCUUGCCACAACUGAUAAGUUCCUGGUAGCCAUCAUCUCAUCUGUGGACCAAAUUCCCUACGGGAUGCGGUAUGUGGCCAAGGUCCUGAAGGUGACUCUGGCGGAGAAGUUCCCUGAUGCCACCGAAACGGAAAUCUAUAAGGUUGUGGGGAACCUCCUGUACUACCGCUUCCUGAACCCAGCUGUAGUGGCCCCUGACGCCUUUGACAUUGUGGCCAUGGCCGCAGGCGGUGCCCUGGCCACCCCCCAGCGCCACACCCUGGGGGCUGUGGCUCAACUCCUGCAGCUUGCCGCAGCUGGCAAAACCUUCUCUGGGGAGAGCCAGCACCUGCGAGUCCUGAAUGAUUAUCUGGAGCAGAUACACCUCAAGUUCAGGAGGUUCGUCUGCCGAGCCUGCCAGGUGCCCGAGCCAGAAGAGCAUUUUGCAGUGGAUGAGUACUUGGAUAUGGUGGCCGUGUCUAAACCCGUGGUGUACAUCACCGUGGGGGAGCUGAUCAACACACACAAGCUGUUGCUGGAGCACCAGGACUGGAUUGCUCCUGGUCACCAGGACCCUCUUCAUGAGCUCCUGGAGGACCUUGGAGAGCUGCCCACUGUCCCUGACCUCAUCGGGGGAAAUGUAGGUGCAGACGGGAACGUGGAUCUGAGCAAACUAGAAGUGUCCCUGACACUUACCAACAAGUUUGAAGGGCUGGAGACAGACGCUGAUGAUACCAGUGCCCGCAGCCUACUUCUGAGCACCAAGCAGUUGCUAGCCGACAUCAUGCAGUUCCACCCUGGGGACUCCUUCAAGGAGAUCCUGUCCCUCCUGGCAUCUGGCCCACAGGAAGCAGCUCACAGGCAGCUGAUGUGCCGACGCCAGGCCUGUGAGGCCCAGAACUCAGAGCUGCUUCGGCGACACCGCUCACUGACGGCUGGCUCCCUCCUGCCGCUGGCAGAGAAGCAGAGGCGUGUCCUGCGGAACCUGCGCCGACUGGAGAGCCUGGGGUUGGUCAGUGCCAGCGAUGGCUACCAGGGGCUGGUGGACAAACUGGCCAAGGACAUCCGUAACCAGCGCAGGCACCGGCAGCGGCGGAAGGCAGAGCUGAUGAAGCUCCAGGCCACACUCCGAGGCCUGAGUGCGAAGACCACCUUCUAUGAGGAGCAGGGUGACUACUACAGCCAGUACAUCCGGGCCUGCCUGGGCCACCUGGCCCCCGGCUGCAAGAGUUCUGGGAAAGGGAAGAAGCAGCUCUCUCUUCAUUACACUGCUGCCCAGCUCCUGGACAAGGGUGUCUUGGUGGAAAUUGAAGACCUUCCCACCUCUCACUUCAGAAAUGUGAUCUUUGACAUCACUCCUGGAGACGAGGCGGGAAAGUUUGAAGUAAAUGCCAAGUUCCUGGGCGUGGACAUGGAGCGGUUUCAGCUUCAUUAUCAGGACCUCCUGCAGCUUCAGUACGAGGGUGUGGCUGUCAUGAAACUCUUCAACAAGGCCAAGGUCAAUGUGAACCUUCUCAUUUUCCUCCUCAACAAGAAAUUCUUGCAGAAGCGACAGAGGCAAUGAGAGUGGUGCUACCCUAGCCCUUAACUCGCAGGAUGCUUUUUUUUUUUUUAACCCUAAUACACUAUUCUGCUUCCCUGCAGACACCCAGAGCUCCCUAGCUGGGAAGAGUUUGUCUACCUGGCCACAGGGAGAGUCUUUAAUUGGCUAAAGUCAGCCUUGCCCCAGAGUCUGGCUGUGUGACUUUUAAGUCCCAGAACCUCAUAGUUUUCCAGCUAGAUGGCAGGGCAUGAACCUAGGUGGGAUAGAACCUGCCCUUUGGCCUGGGAAGGCAAUUGCACUUGUGUCUACAGCUGCCCUCCCGUGAUUACCCCGAUAUUACUGCACUGCACCUGCAGCCUUAUUUCCUCUAACUUCUCUGCAGACCCCAAGGCCAGAGCCAGGCUCCCUAUCCCAAUCCCACUAUAUCAACAGUGGGUGUUCCUGCCCUGCUGCAGCCCAGGCCACCCUGCUGCUCUGACCCCUUGCACCCUCCAGCCCCUCACCCUCACACCCAGGAGGGGGCAGACAGUGCGAGGCAGUGCCCAUGUGGCGUUGUGGCACUGUUACCCUCCAUGGUGGCAAGGCAAGCUGACCCUCUAUUAACCUCAACUUCCACUCCUUUGUUUACGGUCUGUUUUAUAUGUGGAUCACUAGACUAUUUAUUCUCUCCCAGCCUUACACAUUGGAUUAUGGUUUUAAUUCUUUCAUCUUUUUGAGUUCAGAAAAAGAGUUCUCAUUUCCCUUGUUCAAACUGAUAUUUAUGCCAAUCUUUUAUACCUUGUAUUUAAAGUCACCUUAGGUCACCCCAAUAAAUUGAGUUUUAAUAAAAAGACUCAGGGUGAAAACCUGAAAAGAUGAAAUGCAGUUACCUUAGGCCAAGGGCAAUAGUCCCACUCAUUAUUUCAGCUUUGUGUGGUACAGAAAGCGGCCUUUCCCUUUUCUCUUUGACCCUCAGGACUCUGUACCUUAGAGCUGACUCUUCCAGGCAGUUUUGAUAAUCUGCAGCCUUGUCUCUGCCACUGUCUCUUGUCCCCACAUCUACCAACUUCCUGUCCCCGUUGCCCUUCUGAUCGCUUUUCAAUUAAAGCCAUUAUUACUCCA
Messenger RNA from Phyllostomus hastatus (greater spear-nosed bat), 6037 nucleotides. RefSeq names its product IQ motif containing GTPase activating protein 3 (gene IQGAP3). Gene Ontology annotation, cellular component: cytoplasm. Gene Ontology annotation, biological process: regulation of actin cytoskeleton organization; regulation of GTPase activity. NCBI's taxonomy places the organism in Eukaryota, Metazoa, Chordata, Mammalia, Chiroptera, Phyllostomidae. The record is from RefSeq and is a predicted model, not a curated record. The transcript has 38 exons. Gene Ontology annotation, molecular function: actin filament binding; GTPase activator activity; calmodulin binding. Bases 41 to 4957 code for a protein of 1638 amino acids.